UACAACCUGACCAAGCCCACAGAGAAAACUUACAAGAAGAGAACAAGAUUCACAUCAGACUUCCUGUCCUGAAUCGAGUAAUGCCUAUGGCCACAGACAUGUCCCAGUUCUUACCCAAUCACACGCUGAAGGCCACCCAGAGCCUGAGCCUGGACCAGGCCGAGGAGGACCUGGACGUCUCCCUGGACAACCUCAACCAGAUGAUCCUGGAGCUGGACCCCACGUUUGAGCCACUGCCCAUCUCCCGGCACAGUCCUGGACGGAACAAACACACAGUCUCCUCUCCAGAGGACUCCCCCGAGGAGGAGGACAUGGGUCCCUGCAUGCUGGUGUCCCGAGGCUGCUCCUCCACCGUGGAGGUGGACUACGCAACCUCCACCUCCUCCAGAGCCCGCGUCUCCCCCUGCACUCCCACCGUCUCCGUCGGCGCCACCCGCAUCGUGGCCAUCCCACAGCUCGCCGGCUCCGUCAGCCCUCACGGCUCCGUCAUCUUCUCCGACUCGCCCUCCUCCAACCCCUCCUCGCGGCCCCCGCUGCCCUGCGGCAUUAUGGGAGGUGGCAUGAUGGGAGGUGUGCAGAGGAGGAGACCCCAGCCGCCGUCCCAACAGACGGAGGUGGCCGGUUCCCCUGGGAACCUAUCGCUGUUCCGCAACUCACUCCGGGGCAGCGCAAACUCGCUCCUGUCCACUUCUCCAGGCUCCGACACCAGCUACAUCAUGGGCAGUUGUCAGUCGCUCCUCAGCGAUGACACCGACAGCAGUCCAGAGGGUCUGACGCCCAGCUUGUGCGGUUCCCUCGGCGACGUGUCCCGUUCCCACAGACCCUACGGCAGCCGGCAGCUCCAUGGCGUGCCGCUGUCGCCGUACCUCAACUCCAGUCCGUCCGGCUCCCUCACCGAUAUCCCCGUAGUUCUCAUCAACGGAGCUCCGCAGAGCGGGACGCCCGAGGGCCAUAUCAGAGACCACCACCACGGCCUGAGCGUCAGGAGCACGUCCAGGUCACCGUCGCCCCAGGAGACACCCACGUCCAUGGACAGGAGGCCAUUUCAAGGCAGCCAACCUAAUAUGAAAUUUGUUAUGGACACCUCCCAGUACUGGUUUCGACCACAGAUCACCCGUGAAGAAGCUGAUGCCAUCCUCCGUGUCCAGGACCCAGGUUCCUUUGUAGUGAGAGACAGCACAUCAUACAGGGGCUGCUUUGACCUAGCGAUGAAGAUCCACCCAGCGGCCACCGAUCCUGUUUCCCUCUGCAAACCAGAUGAUUCCACAGAUCAAAUCAAACACUUCCUUAUCGAGUCCUCUGCUAAGGGGGUGCGUGUCAGAGGAUCUUCACAUGAGCCCUACUUCGGGAGUCUCUCUGCCCUGGUCUAUCAGCACACCAUUUCUCCUUACGCACUACCCUGCAGACUCGUCAUCCACUCUCAAGGUGUUAAGAGAGAUGAGGAGGGAUCCCCAACCACGUCCCCCAGUGAGGAGCCUAGUAAGACAGCAUGCAACUUCCUGUAUUUAUGUGCGGUUCCCACGGAGACGCUGACGGGCCCCUGCGCUGUGCAGAAGGCUGUGUCUAUGGUCUUUAAGAAGGAGGCGGCAGCCACACCCACAGUGGUCAACCUGAAAGUGUCACCCAAGGGUGUGACUCUGACCGACAUUCAGAGAAAGCUCUUCUUUAGACGGCACUUCCCUGUCCACUUGCUGAGCUAUGGUGGCGAGGACCCCGAGGAGAGAAGGUGGCAGAAAAGCUGCAAAUCAGUCAGGAUGUUUGGGAUCGUGGCUAAAGGUGUGGAGGCCGGCGCGGAGAACAUGUGCCACGUCUUCGCCGAGUACGACCCGCUCCAGCCCUGCGGCCUCUCUCUUCAGCUCAUCCACAACAUCAUCACCAGCUCCCAUGCAUAGGCACCUGUGCCGCGCAGGUGCGUGAGGAGAGCAGAGCGACAGAGUCACGGACAACCUGUCGUCGGCUGGGUCGUCGAGGUCACUGACCUCAGGGAACGUGCAUGGAGAGUAAGCGCGCCGAGCUGGCGUGACAUGGGACUACAGACGACAAAAAUGUCGACAAAAAACGUCUGAUCUAACAGCAGGAUUCUACAUGGCAGAGGAUUCGCUUAGUGUAAAUGCUGGGGACGACCAGUAGAUGGCGUGACUGCUUUCAAAAUGGCUUUGAUGGACCAUUCUUCAUUGGGCAAAAUUCCUUCAGCUGAAUACUCUUGCUUUGAAUGGCUUUACACGUUGCCCUCAAAGAGGACCGGACAAUACUUUCAGAAGUGCUACUAGGCCUUUUGCACAUGUCUACAAACACACUUGUAGUUGUGACCACUAGGCCGCUUUGUAACCACCAGGCUGCUUUGGUGAGAGACAUAUUUAUAGUGAAUCAUGAAAAUAUAUACAGAAUAUGCUUAUAUAUCUAUAUAAGGUACACAAUACAUUGGAUUAUUACACGGCUCUUCAUAAUGCUGGAGAAUGCUCC
Molecule: messenger RNA, 2463 nt
Organism: Alosa alosa (allis shad)
Lineage: Eukaryota; Metazoa; Chordata; Actinopteri; Clupeiformes; Clupeidae
Product: tensin-4-like
Exons: 13
Coding region: 81-1892 (603 amino acids)
Molecular function (GO): protein binding
Source: RefSeq, a predicted model, not a curated record